Messenger RNA from Talaromyces rugulosus, 627 nucleotides. RefSeq lists its product as uncharacterized. The record is from RefSeq and is a predicted model, not a curated record. Gene Ontology annotation, molecular function: RNA binding. Gene Ontology annotation, cellular component: nuclear speck. The transcript is spliced from 5 exons. The coding region runs from base 1 to 627 and encodes 208 amino acids. Gene Ontology annotation, biological process: mRNA splicing, via spliceosome. NCBI's taxonomy places the organism in Eukaryota, Fungi, Ascomycota, Eurotiomycetes, Eurotiales, Trichocomaceae.
AUGUCUCGCUCCGGCGGAACAACGCUGUACGUCACAGGCUUCGGCCACGGAACCCGGGCACGCGAUCUCGCAUACGAAUUCGAACGAUAUGGUCGCCUUGUUCGCUGUGACAUUCCGGCACCACGCACAGCAUCAAGCCGCCUGUUUGCGUUCGUUGAAUACGAAAGUCGUCGUGACGCAGACGAUGCCUAUCAUGAGAUGCAUAAUAAACGCAUCGGCCGCGAUGAUUUGCUAAAAAUCGAGUGGGCGCGUACUCCCCCAUCUGCAUCGUGGCGCUUUGACUCUGGCCGUGAGCGUCGUCGAGACCGCACUCCUCCUCGUAGAGGUCGUUCUCCAUCUCCCCGCCGUGGACGUGGUGAUUACUCACCACGUAAAGAUGACCGACGAGACAAGGACUAUGAUCGACGUGAUCGAGACCGCGACCGCGAUCGCGAACGAGAGCGUGACCGUGACCGUGACAGGUCCCGCAGCCCCGAAGAUCGGGAGCGCGAUUUGAAAGAGGAUCGUGAGCGACCUGAUGAUAGAGAACGCCGCGAGGACGACCAUGAAAAUGGUACCAACGGCGAUGAGAGGAAGCCUCUCGACCCACCCCCUUCUGGUCAUGACGAGCUUGAUACGGCCGAGUAA